Molecule: messenger RNA, 2901 nt
Organism: Neolamprologus brichardi
Lineage: Eukaryota; Metazoa; Chordata; Actinopteri; Cichliformes; Cichlidae
Product: kelch repeat and BTB domain-containing protein 13
Molecular function (GO): protein binding
Source: RefSeq, a predicted model, not a curated record
UUACCGCUACAGUGCAUGUCAACAGUUUUCCUUUCCCUGCCUGACGCUUGCAAGUGGCACAGCUGCUAUCUAUAGUCCAUCUCUAUUUUAAGACCAUGCAGACAGGACGCAAUGGAGCUCACACAAAUCUUUAUUUACCAUGCAGCUCGAGGGAAAAAAUGGCUAUUCCACACUCGAGUCACACACAAAAUAAUUACUUGAGAGGCCGUUUUAGGAAGAACAGAGAUCCUGGUUUAAGAGACCAUGGAAAUGCCCGAAGGCCUGGGAAUCAACCGGGAUAUUCAUGCUGAGAAUGCGACCCUUGAUCUGGAGAACAGAGAGUGCCAGGCAGGCUGGCUGAGAGUGAGGGUGGAGGACAGUUGGUUCACUGUGGAGCGGGCUUUUCUCCUUAAGUACAGCGACUAUUUCUGUGCUCUUUUUCACUCUGGGAUGAAAGAAAGUCAGCAAGAUGAGCUCUACCUGAAAGGAGGAGUGCACGCAAGAGGUUUCCUCAUUGCCCUUGCAGUCUGCAGGGGAGAGAUUCCCACCAUCAGUGAACCAGAUGAGCUUGUCGAAGCGGUCGAGUGUGCUGCUUUUCUACAGGUUGAACAUUUGGUCCAGCAUCUUUGCGACAUUAUAGACUCGGACAACUGCCUUCUGCUUUACCAUACAGCCUCCAUAUUUGGGGUGCACGCACUGUUUCACAAUGCUGCACUCUUUCUUUGUGACGCCUUUGAUGAUCUCAAGGAUGAAGCAGAAAGUUCAAUUCCUGAGGAGCUGCUGCAAUACUCUCAAACUUUGUCCCCUUCUUCUUUUAUUGCUAUAGGGACCCAUUCUCCUUCACUGGAGCUGCUGCAAGACUCCUUCAGGAUCGUUUGCUACCUCGACGAAAAAGAGGGGCAGUGGAAGCAUCUGACAGACCUACCAACUGCUUGCAGCACCUCCAUGGCUGGAGUAGCAGUUGUUGACAAUCGCUUAUAUAUCGUUGGUGGGGUUUUUGGAUACAGUAAGGACACAGUGGACAGUAGCUUCUGCUACAACCCCGAUUCAGGACUUUGGACUACUCUCCCAGGUCCCCAGCAACCCAGAUAUGAUUUUACCCUUCUUGGGCAUGAAGGUCAGCUCUACGCCAUUGGUGGAGAGUCCCAAAAGCAGAUAAUUUCCACAGCAGAGACGUAUGAUGUUGUAAAAGGAGAGUGGACAUUUAUACAGCAUGCGCCACGACCUGUAGCAUCUGCAGCUUGUGCUGUUGCUAGACGGCGGAUAUUUAUUUGCUUCUGGAAGCCACCAGACACCACAGACAUCUAUGAAUACGUACCUGUGAAUGAUGAGUGGAAGCUUGCUACCACACUGAUCAGACCUCAGAGCUAUGGCCACUGUAUGGUAGCUCACAAGGACAAUUUGUAUGUGAUGCGCAACGGGCCUUGUGACGACUUUCUUCGCUGUCUAAUGGAUUGUUAUAAUAUCACAACAGGCCAGUGGACAGCUAUGCAUGGGCAUUACAUCAACAGCAAGGGAGCUCUGUUCACCGCAAUGAUCAGGGGGGAUUCUGCGUUCACAGUGAAACACAUGUUAACUCUUGUGUAUACCAUCACUGAAAAUGGAUGGAAGCCCCGUAAGCAGAUGAACGGAUUUCCAAAGAGUGGUUCACUGUGGACAUGUUUACUCAGGCUUCCCAAGACGGGGCCAGUUAUACCACAGCUGGAUGCAGAAGGCAAGGAAGGAGAAAUGCCUCUGUCAGACCUGUCUGAGGCAUAUCUGGAAGCUAUACAGCACUUGUGAAAUGAAUGUACAACUGAAAAGUAAAGCGUUUUUUGAGUUUUUAAAUGACAAAAUAAGUCCUUGAAAAUACUGCUGCUAAAUAAUUCUGAAAGCUUCAAAUGGACAAAAAUUUACUUUAUUUCAAUGCAUCCAAUUCACAUGCACUCUCACACACAUGCUGACAAGCACUUGCACUGAUUAACAACAGCUGCUACUGCAGUUUAUAGUAGGGAGGCCACUGUGCAUGUGUGUAAAGUUCAAAGGCACUGACGGGAUGUUCUAAACCUUUUUCCUGAAGUCACACUGGGCCAAUUCAGAAGCCACUGGUCUCCUAGUCAACAUGAAACACAGUGUAGCUCCCUCUCACACACUCCUGAACAAUCACCUCUCCAGUCUUGUUGCCCCAUGGGCUGUUAAAUACCUGCUUCUGUGGGAGAACACAUUUCACGAAGCCUCGGCUUGCAACUCUGAUGGUUGAGGGGAAUGAUUUUGGCUUGCAUGACCACAGACGUUAUUUGUGUCAUUAUAUUAAAACUGCUGCAGCUGGGUUUCAAUAUCUGACAACAACCCAUUAACUUACAAGUACUUUUUACUGUAAGUUACAGUACUGUUUUUAGCACUACGCUUCUUAGUGAUAGCUGUGCACAUACUGUAACACAAGACCAAAAUGCUGUCGGUUACAUAUCAAUUUGGAAUUUGUCUUCUGGCUUCUUUGGUAUACAGUAGGAUAUCUUGAUCACCACUGAUUUGUUCCAUCUACUAUAUUACUUCAGCCACUGACUCGGGUCAGUGCUAUUAACAUUCCCAUAACCACAGUGGCAGAGACCCAAAUAUCUGUGCUUUUUAAGCCAAAUCAUUCUGCAUCAUUCUUCUGUUACUCCAAUUAUGGAAAGAACUGGCCAACACUUACUGUUCUGGGGGGUGGCAGGUCGGGAAGGUGCUUUUGUGGGACGGGGACACGUUUUGCUGCUUUUCCAUUGAGCAGGGCAUCUAAUCUGUCAUCUUGGUAACACAAGCAGAGAGUGGAAGGUCAGUAUAUACCAGGCAUUUUGCAUUUAAAUUCAUUUCCAUAACAUACCAGAACAUUUCAGGAUAAAUGAAUAGCUGUCAUCUUGCAAGUAUAAAUUCCACAUAUCCAGCUAUCUCGGUUAAAUAUUAAUA